UUUUUUUUUUAAUAUAAACAAUGCUCCUUGAGAUCUCUUUUGCCUCCGACUUUCUUUGCCGCUACGUGGCCAGUUCCUCUUCUUGCACGCCUCAGAUAAUUGAGGCAUUCAAGAAGCAGAUCAUCGUCCUUAUGCAAGAAAAGUAUACCAAUCAUUGGGACCCACAGAGACCUCACUAUGGCAAUGGUUACAGAGCCAUCACUUCCUUUGGUGGAAAAGUUGAUCCUCUCUUGUGUGAGACUAUGUGUUUUCAUAAGAAUAAGAAUGAGUCUCGAAAACAUCAACCCAAUGUUUUAAUGUUUUAUGACGAGCACCAAAAACUCUUAUCUCAUUUGACAUUUUUGGCUGCCAAAAAAAGUGAUUUGCCUCUGGAGACCCUGGCUGGUCACAUUCCUCGUGAUUUAGUUCUCUGGGUGGAACCUUUCUCUGUCUCGUUCCGUGUUGGCGAUCAUGGUAACAUCAACACUAUCUACGACGCCACCCGUUCCAAAGUCUCAAUGAAGCCUGAUACUUCGGCCACUACUAUGAAGCCAUUCCAACCAAAGCCCGUGCCUUCGCGUGCUGUCCGAAUCUCGCCUCCUCCUUCCCCUCCUACUCCCAACUUCCGUCCUGCUAGGAUCUCGCAUGCUAUCCCUAUCACUAGUCCUCUGACUAAGACCCAGAUUAUUACCCCUAGCACUACUCCUACGCCAACCUCCGCCAAGAUUCCCAUCAUGGCUCAUUAAGCACACACAUACACAUACAG
Messenger RNA from Lobosporangium transversale, 745 nucleotides. Its product is annotated as BTG family-domain-containing protein. Gene Ontology annotation, cellular component: nucleus; cytoplasm. The transcript has 4 exons. The record is from RefSeq and is a predicted model, not a curated record. Lineage: Eukaryota; Fungi; Mortierellomycota; Mortierellomycetes; Mortierellales; Mortierellaceae. The coding region runs from base 21 to 725 and encodes 234 amino acids. Gene Ontology annotation, biological process: negative regulation of cell population proliferation; negative regulation of mitotic cell cycle.